Lolium perenne is the source of this 1209-nucleotide messenger RNA. Lineage: Eukaryota; Viridiplantae; Streptophyta; Magnoliopsida; Poales; Poaceae. The record is from RefSeq and is a predicted model, not a curated record.
AUGGAGAAGAGGAAGAAGAAGGAGGACGACGAGAAGAGGGUCAGGUGGCAGCGGCGGCGCGGCGGGGCCGUGGGCGAAGUUUCCCCAGCGAUCUCCUCCCCGAGAUCCUCCUGUCUCUACCGGUCGCUCUGCCGCCGGUUCAAGUGCGUGUCCAGGGCUUGGCUCGCGACCCCGCCGUCCGGAAGAGGUCUCCCCAGACGCUCUCCGGCUUCUUCUGCUGCUCCCUCCGCCACGGCCGCUCGCGCCUCGACUUCCUCAACCUCUCCGGAUGGGGCCGGCCGUGCGCUAGUCGACCCCUCGCUCCGUUUCGUGCGCGGCUACCAAGAGGUCAAGCCCCUGCACUGCUGGGGCGGCAUCCUCAUCUGCUACUGCUGGAGAGUAGACAUGCAGGAAACUGAACAAGUCGUGUGCAACCCCGCCACCGAGGAAAUCUGGGCCGUUCUGACCGCGCCUUGGAAUGAACUGAUGAAGAACCUCAACAACACCCACCUAUGUUUCAACCCUGCCAUUCCGAGCCGCUUCACGGUGUUCGUGUUCAUGCACGAUCAGGGGAAACUGAUACGCUGGAUAGUUGCGGUGGACACCGAGGGGAAGACUUGGAGGAGAAUUCAAAUGCUGCACCGCAUUGAUUCUUCUGGUAUCAUUGGGCAGUCGCAGGGGCGACUAUGCGCUGCGUGUAUAGGCCGCGAAAAUGGCUGCCAGCUGUCAGUUUGGGUUCUUGAGGAUUAUGCUAGUGGAAAGUGGACCUUGAAGCAUACUGCCAGCGUUUUGGAACUGUUAGGAAGGCCUCGCCUCCAAACCGGUGAACUCUACAUGUUAAUUGCAAUCCAUCCAGAACAUAAUUUGAUUUUCCUUGAAGGCGGGGUGAGACCGGAAGAAACACUUAUGUCGUACGAUAUGGAUAGCAAGAAACUGCAAGUUAUCUGCUCUCUUGGAGAAUCCCAGGCGUGGAGAUUCCAGCCUUACAUUCCCUGUUUUGCGGAAAGGCCGUCAGCAUCAGAUGGUCACGAGCAGCUUAACAUUUGCCAAGUCGGCAUGACUCCGGUGCCUUAUGAAAUUCAGAUGUUGGGUAUGGUCCAGAUUCUCCUAGUUUUGGGCAGUGGAUUGGAUAAGUCCUAUAUCUACCCCAAUUUGGUUUUCUUGUCUGUUGGUAUUCAGGAUCUUCAGGGCGCCUUUGAACAAUGUUGGCUAGCCUUGAACAUUUUGUAA